Molecule: messenger RNA, 2401 nt
Organism: Mytilinidion resinicola
Lineage: Eukaryota; Fungi; Ascomycota; Dothideomycetes; Mytilinidiales; Mytilinidiaceae
Exons: 1
Coding region: 1-2187 (728 amino acids)
Source: RefSeq, a predicted model, not a curated record
AUGCCUUUGGCCAACAAGAUCCAAAAGUUCAAGCGGUAUAUGGGACUCCCAGUAACCCCUCAGACUGCCCCGGUACGACGGGAACUCUCGAGGCCUCAAACUGCUCCAACUGAAGCUCCAACUGGAUUUCGACGGAUCUUUCGAGGGCGCACUUACGCUGGUGUUAUAUCAACCAAUCAGUCGACAAUCAGCGCGCCGAUAGCUAUCGGAGUCAUUGCUUUCGCGGACCAAAUCACAGCAGAAUCUCUGUCCCACUUUCUGAUUUGGCUGUUCUACUAUGACGUCGUAGAAUUGCCAGUUUCUCCGGCAGAUUGGUACAAACAUCUGCCAUCUAUGGAAAUGCGUGGAUGGAUCCAACUAGGCACCUUCCUACAGACCACCACCCCGGCUGGGUUUCAGCUGGCCCGUCUUGAUAGUAUCAUUGACCAGCUGCAGCUGAGAAAGCAUUUCGUCAUGCAAUGCAUCGACAAGAUUUCCAAGCCGGAUCUCAUGCGAUGGUCCGACGUCGCUACUGACGUCAAGUAUGCUAUUGCUAAGUCGCUGCGCGAGAAGGACCAUCUAGAGCUCGUCAAGACGUGUCUCGAAGCGAUUCAGGAGACAACGGUGGCUCUCAAACCUCGAGCUGGCACAAAUUUCGAGGGCUGGCAAACCGAUGUCACCGAGCGUAUCGCCGACUAUCUCAGUGUAAUUGUCAAACCGCGACUUUCGACGAUUAAAGGAGGCAUCCGUGUUUUGAGCGACAAGUCUGAAGAUGAUGAGCGUUCCGUUCGAUAUAUCUUCGAGGCUAUGCAGGCUGAGCGUCCUGUGCCUUUGGUCCGCUAUGGGAUAUUCCCAACCCGCCCCCUCAGAUCCAGCAAUAGCUCACAGCUAUCUGUCAUCAGCCCAGAGCAAGCAGCUCGAGAGGCUGAUGAGGAACUUCAUUAUUCGAUGGCCCAACUUCGAAAUCGAAACAAAGACCUUAGGUUACAUGUGGAAGCUUUGCAGGCGAAGAACGAAGAGCUGUUAGCGAAUCGGCCUCUUCCCCAACCUCCAUCUCGGUUUCAAUCGAUCAUGACGAGCCGCAAGCCAGUCCCAGACCAUGGCCGACAACAGCCGGUUUCGAGCGGAGUAUCGCUCUUUGCAGACCCAAAUCCACAUGUACUUUCCCGUCUGUUGCCUACCCUUCCAGCGGACGAGAUUGAAGUUCAUCAGUGUCCCAAGACGUCCCGUGGUUUAGUCCCAAUGCCACCUCCUUUCACUGAUCGGAAGCCUUCGGGGGAUGUUCCUCUUAUGAUACCGGACCGUACCUCGUCAAAGCCGGCGAGCCUGCAUAUUCUGAGCAUGCACACCGAGUCGGGUCCGACCAAUGAGAACAUCCUUGCCCAGAGCGUCGCCUUUGAUGUCACUGGAAAGUGUAAGGCCAAGGAGAUCGACAUCAAAGGCAAAGGCAGGGUGAAGGAAAUCGAAUUCGAUCCAUACCCAACCGACUCCCUCUCAUCAAACAAGAAGUUCAUCCCUGCCCCUCUCUUCUCUGGCCGCCCUGGACACCAGCGCUCCCAUUCUCUUUCCAGAAUCCUGGAUGAAUCUGGUCCCUCAACUCCCCACAUCACUCGUCGUCGAUCUAAGUCGGCCAACCGGCUCGAGCGCCCUCGCUCCUCCAUGAACAUGCGUGCCCUUUCGCUCCCCCUCGAGGGCGACCGCGGAUUCCUCCCUAGCCAAGAACGCCUCGCUAACGGCAACCAUACUACCACCUUCGCCUCCUCAAGCGGCAGUGGAAAGUUUGGCCUCUCGCGCGGGGGCAUCCGCGGCGUCAGCGGCCGCAGCACCAACGGCAUAGGCACCCUCAGCCACACUCCCAGCGGCAGCGUCAGGGACCGACCUCGCUACGACACGGAGUUCCUCCCCCAAGCGCCGUGCGUGCCUGAUGAUCGUCCGACCUCCCCCGAUCGCCACGCUAGCAAUUCGAGCUCUGAGACCUACGAGCUGUCACUUCCCAAGAGCACGUCCGACGGUGGAAAGGAUAGGUCAGACAUCGCAGUACCUAGCCUCGAGUUGAUGGCCCCGGCUAAGCGUGGCGAGAAGCGGCAUGAAUCUGGAGACGGGAUGACGGAGUUUCGUCGCAGCUCGGGGCUGAUGGGGGGACAUGUGCCGUUCUUUGGUAGCCGGAAUGUCAGCGGUGGACAUCGGGAUCUUUCGAGGCUGGGUUAGGCGACAUAUUUCACGUUGAGGGUUUGAAUAGGCUAGGGGUGGCUAGGUAGGCUAGCUAAGUUGUCAGCGGGGAUGAUAUGUCGGGGCGAUUGUGAGGGUGUUUCUUUUGUCACUUUAUCUAUGGGUAGGUAGCGCUGGCGUUCUGAGUAGGCUGGGGGCGUCUUGGUAUAUUGGCUGGGCCGGCAGCGGAGCUAGUAUGCUAGCCUGAUUUAGG